Verticillium nonalfalfae is the source of this 447-nucleotide messenger RNA. RefSeq lists its product as uncharacterized. The record is from RefSeq and is a predicted model, not a curated record. The coding region runs from base 1 to 447 and encodes 148 amino acids. NCBI's taxonomy places the organism in Eukaryota, Fungi, Ascomycota, Sordariomycetes, Glomerellales, Plectosphaerellaceae. The transcript is spliced from 2 exons.
AUGGUCUCCCUCGAUCCGGCACACCUGUUCGGCGCCGUCCUCUCCCUCGUCAGUCGCGCAGCCAGGAGGACCGUCAGGAAGCCAAGUUUCGGUUUCGAAACCCUACCCGCGGCCUCUCCGUCGCUGAUGCUUUUCAAGACGCCCCUGGAACCAAUUUUCCUGCAUGUCCGCUGCCUAACGAGACUCUUCCAAUAUCCUCUUGCAGGCAUCCUCAGAUAUCAUUGCGUCGGUCGGAAGGGUGGACAGAUGCGUCUUGUUCGAUCUUCAGGGUGCCAGUCACGAGCGCAGGGGUCUAAAGUGCUUGCCGCAAGCUUUGACAACAUGUUCGACGACCACGUUGCCAUUUGGCAUUCGCUGCGUUCCAGCCCUCACCAUCGUCUGGCCCACAGGCGCCUGAUCCGCCGCGCAGCGUGGCUUGGCGGUCAGUUUGGCGAUCGCGGCGAGUGA